Molecule: messenger RNA, 3324 nt
Organism: Rana temporaria (common frog)
Lineage: Eukaryota; Metazoa; Chordata; Amphibia; Anura; Ranidae
Gene: SMAD2
Product: SMAD family member 2
Exons: 11
Coding region: 343-1737 (464 amino acids)
Biological process (GO): cell differentiation; BMP signaling pathway; SMAD protein signal transduction
Cellular component (GO): heteromeric SMAD protein complex
Molecular function (GO): RNA polymerase II cis-regulatory region sequence-specific DNA binding; I-SMAD binding; DNA-binding transcription factor activity, RNA polymerase II-specific
Source: RefSeq, a predicted model, not a curated record
GGGGCGGAGCUGCGGGCCGUGGCGAGGUUUGCGUGCGCGGCGGGGGUCUGUGAGGAGAUUUGUGCGGCGGCGGUGAAGAACAAUAAUAAUAAAUAAUAAAGAGGGGGAGAUAUCGCCGCCCGGUGCCGGUGAGCGGGGUCCUCCCCACCCUCCAGGUGGAAGCGGGGUCUUCGUAGCGUCUUCUCCCCCCUCCUCCGUCUCCUAGGCCUCUCUCCGGCCUGCAGAGGGGGAGAAAGGGUGACCGGAGGCCGCACCUCAGAGAGCCCCCUCCCCCCCCGGGGACAGCGCCGGCUUCUUCCCUUAUACAGGUCAAACGUCAACUUUCUCUUCUCUUGAAGCAUUAUGUCCUCCAUCUUGCCCUUCACGCCGCCGGUUGUGAAACGCCUCCUCGGCUGGAAGAAGUCGGCCAGCGGGGCUGGAGGGGGGGAGCAGAAUGGCCAGGAAGAGAAGUGGUGCGAGAAGGCAGUUAAAAGCUUGGUGAAAAAGCUGAAGAAAACUGGACAGCUCGACGAGCUGGAGAAAGCAAUCACCACACAGAACUGCAAUACCAAAUGCGUUACGAUCCCCAGCACUUGCUCUGAAAUUUGGGGACUGAGUACACCAAAUACCAUAGAUCAGUGGGAUACCACAGCCCUUUACAGCUUCUCUGAACAAACCAGGUCUCUCGAUGGCCGCCUUCAAGUGUCCCACCGUAAAGGGUUACCGCACGUCAUUUACUGUCGCCUCUGGCGCUGGCCAGACCUUCACAGUCAUCACGAACUGAAGGCAAUUGAAAAUUGUGAAUACGCAUUUAAUCUUAAGAAAGAUGAAGUGUGCGUCAACCCUUAUCACUAUCAAAGAGUGGAAACUCCCGUCUUACCACCUGUAUUAGUGCCGCGCCACACGGAGAUCUUAACAGAACUUCCUCCUCUCGAUGACUACCAACAUUCCAUUCCGGAAAACACUAAUUUCCCAGCAGGCAUCGAGCCGCAGAGCAACUAUAUACCAGAAACUCCACCUCCCGGGUACAUUAGUGAAGAUGGAGAAACUAGCGAUCAGCAACUUAACCAAAGCAUGGACACAGGGUCACCAGCCGAGCUUUCUCCUAGUACACUUUCUCCUGUCAAUCACAGCUUGGAUUUGCAGCCUGUUACUUAUUCUGAGCCGGCCUUCUGGUGUUCAAUAGCUUACUACGAGUUGAACCAGCGAGUGGGAGAAACGUUCCACGCGUCGCAGCCUUCACUCACAGUCGAUGGUUUCACGGACCCGUCAAAUUCUGAGAGAUUCUGCUUGGGUUUACUGUCUAAUGUCAACCGCAAUGCCACAGUGGAAAUGACCAGACGCCAUAUAGGAAGAGGAGUCCGGUUGUAUUACAUUGGGGGAGAAGUGUUUGCAGAGUGCCUCAGUGAUAGUGCUAUUUUUGUCCAGAGUCCAAACUGUAAUCAGCGGUAUGGAUGGCAUCCAGCGACCGUGUGUAAGAUUCCUCCAGGCUGUAACCUGAAGAUCUUCAAUAACCAAGAGUUUGCUGCUCUCCUUGCUCAGUCAGUGAACCAGGGAUUCGAAGCAGUUUACCAAUUAACCAGAAUGUGCACUAUCAGAAUGAGCUUUGUCAAAGGCUGGGGUGCCGAAUACAGGCGGCAGACAGUCACAAGCACUCCUUGUUGGAUUGAGCUUCACCUGAACGGACCUUUACAAUGGCUGGACAAAGUGUUGACUCAAAUGGGCUCUCCCUCAGUCCGCUGCUCCAGCAUGUCCUAAUGGGGCUUUCUUUUUUUUUUUUUUUCAACAUUUUUUUUUUUAAACCCCCUUGUUCGACCUGUGGGUUCAAUACAAAGUCUUGGCAGCAGACUUAAUUCAGCUUGUCUGUCCAUAGUAUUUGUGUGUGGUCCCCAUGAACUGUUUACAAAUCCAAAAAAAGAAAAAAAAAAUACUGAGAAACAGCACUUGAGGUUCCAUCAGCUUAAAGCACCUUGUUGGAUAACAUUUUCUGAUACCAUAGAGGAAAGUGCAGUGUGAAGUCACUCCUUUGGGAAGGGAUGUUUUAAAGGACAUUUAACGUAUUAUUGGGCAUAUAUCGGAGUGUCCAAAUGGUUUAACAAUAACAUGAGCGGCCCUCUUAUGCGUCAUGUAUAAUUACUACAUUUUUGCUGUUAUACAUUUUUAGAUCCCGAUUGGGGUGUGUCUGCUUCUUUUAUUUUAGUCCCUCCACCCCAAAACCAUUUUUUUGCCAUUUAUUAUUACCCUUAGCAUAUUUGUAUUUUUUUUUUUUUUGCCUAUUUUAUAAGUUGACUUAAUAACAAUGCAUGCUUGCUCACCUUCCCAUACUUUUUUUCUUAGCAGCCAUAGAACUAGCCAUGCCAUAUUUUUCGUCUUUUUCUCUUGGUGGCUACGUCUUAAAGUCAUUUUUUCCCUCCUUUUUUUUUUUUUUUUUUUUUAUUAUAUAUUACAGAAUUAUGCACUUGCAAGAUUACAUCUUCAGAGACAGUAGCCAAUUCAACUUUUUUGUUCAUGAUGACAAAAUCAUUUGAGAUUCUAGAAUAAUAAAGUGAAGGUUUUUUAAAUUUUAAGUGCAUGUUAUUGUGGACCCUUGGACACUACAUUUUGCACCCUAUUAAAGUAUCUUUCCAGUUGUCUGCCUUUAAGGACUGGUUGGGUCAAUGAUUGUGUAGACAAGGGUACUCUGACUUUAAAGUGUACAUCUUACUAACAAACUCAUUCUUUAGCUGUCUGUCCUUUUUAUAAACGUGAGAGUGGCAGGAUUUCCUUUCAUCUCUCUUUCUUCCUCUCUCUUUAUCACUGUCUCUCCCUCCACCCUGGGCUGCAUUGACUACAUUAGUAUUGUACUUUGUAAGUACAGCUAGUGACCUUUGUCGGCUUUCAGAACAAACUUUGUGGCCAGUGUUAGGUUUAAUAAUCACUAGGCUAAGUUGCGGAAAGUGAUUACGCGUCUGUAUAGCGUAUCGUUACCCCCUCCUCCUCCUGCCGCUGGUCAUGUUCGAGGAGUUUCUUCUACUGGGACAGGCAAGAAAAUAUUUCACUCAGUUGCGCCCGCCGUCUAUGAUUUUGAAGGGUUCUUGAAAACAUGCCCUGCUGUGGGUUCAUUGAAGAUCUGGAGUUGAAGAUGCCUGCUGUAGUACCUAGAUGCAAUUCCGAGACUGUUCAAUGGUAAGCAGAAAGCCAAACCGUAAAAAAAAAAAAAGACGUAAUUGGCAAAAGCAUUUAACAUUUGUGAACUAGUUUUACCAGUAGAUCGUUGUAUUGGUAGAACUUGUGAACUUGACAUAAGCUUUGUGCGUGUUGCAUUUGCCGAAUAUGUGAAUACACUAAUAAAAGGUUUAAUUCUCA